Messenger RNA from Ahaetulla prasina, 10729 nucleotides. It is a transcript of the gene MIDEAS, whose product is annotated as mitotic deacetylase associated SANT domain protein. Lineage: Eukaryota; Metazoa; Chordata; Lepidosauria; Squamata; Colubridae. Gene Ontology annotation, molecular function: transcription corepressor activity. The record is from RefSeq and is a predicted model, not a curated record. Gene Ontology annotation, biological process: regulation of transcription by RNA polymerase II; negative regulation of DNA-templated transcription. The transcript is spliced from 13 exons. Gene Ontology annotation, cellular component: transcription regulator complex; histone deacetylase complex. The coding region runs from base 822 to 4274 and encodes 1150 amino acids.
GGGAAGCCUGAACAGCAGGCAGUUGUGCUGAUGAAGUAGAAGAGCUGGUUUUACUUCUGUUGCAGAGCCGAAGUGCGUUUUUCACCCCACCCCCCUCCUUCGGCAGGCGGCUGCUCCAGUUUCCUUACUUGAGAAUUGUGCAACCUCUUGCUAUCAGAAAGGAAGAGGAGGGAGGGGAGAGGGGGGAAAAAAGACCCAGCUUCCUCUGCUGUUGCAGUUGUUUGCCGCCUUCGUCGCUACAGUUCUCCACCUCGCUCGGCUCCCCCCCCCUUUCUGUUCCCCAAGCUGUGAUCUCAAAUCUGUGACUCAGAGACUUGCAAUCCUGACACCGCAAAGUGCGGUUGGCGGAGAAGGCGACUAGCACCGGGGUUUUUUUCCCGCUUGGAGCAGGUACACUGCAGGACUCUGCGCAGGAAGCAGAUUGAGCGAGAGACAGGCGAAGCCACUGCAAGCGAUACUCGCCGACGCCAGUCUCCCCCCCCCUUUCCCCAAAACUUUCUUUUCCAGUAGCCUCUUGGCGUUUAGCGGAUUGCCUGGAUUUUUUUUUCCUUUUUGGCCGGGAGGAUUAGGAUUUACCAGAGGACUGAAGGAAAGAGAGAUGGGGGAACUAACCUUUUAAUCUGCUUCAGGAAAACACAGAGGGAGUGAAACCGUUGGACCUUGGCAUCCUUUUCAACUACAAAUUGGGACCCACCAUCCCUUCUAACUGCAUGGAUUAGCAGGAGGAGCCCCUUCUGUUGGCUUCAUACAUUCUAUCUUCCGUUCUGCUCUUGCGUUUGCGAUGGGUUGGUUGCUAAUCUGACUUGAAGAGGCGCUGAAUCAUGAGUCUUCAGGCUCAGCCAAAGUCUUCAAACAAAAGAGCUGGAAAGCGGGUUGCAUUUUUUAGUGAGCAAGAUGCUCUCCUGAAAGAAGCUCACCAGCAGCAGCAGCAGCAGCAGCAACAGCAGCUAAAAGAAGGACAGUAUUACGGCCACGGAGGGAAUGUGCCUCCCACCCAGUCCAUGGAGCUGACCAAGGCUGGGGUUUUCAGCAGCAUUCCCAGCAAUGCUGCAUUGCUGAAUUCAAUGUAUCAGGACAGAGGUGAGGUGAGGAUGACACCCCAGCAACUGGCUGCUGUCAAGUGGCAGAGUUCCCUAAUGGGAAACCGGCUGCCAGAGCGAAGUGAGGCAAAUUGGCAGCCUCAGCCCGGAGGGUGGAACCAUGGCAUAGUUUAUGGUGGCAGCCAGAAAGGAGGGCAUCCUAAUGCCAGCAUCACAGAUUACUAUGGCCACCCAGAUGCCCUGAAAAGAAACAGGGAGAAAGGGGGAGUGGUAUCACAGCUGGACUUGUAUGGGGAUGCUGUCCAGCAGAUGCUGUCCCAAAAGGCCCAGUUGGAACAGCAAGCAUUGGCCAGGCAGCAAGCCCAGAUGACCUCUUUCCAGCAAAUGCAGCAGCAGCAGCAGCAGCAGCAACAAAAUCAAAGCCUCUCUUUGCAACCUUUUCAGCUGGCUUUUGGUCAGCAGGGCCAGAAGCAGGGUCUUCCUGAAUUAUUGCAUGUCCUUCAACAGGCUCCUACAUCUUCCAGCCCAGCUUUUACUGCCCAGCAGAAACAGCAAGCUCUUCCACAGUUGCAGCUGUUUGAAAACUAUUAUUCCCAACAGCAGCAGCACCAUCACCACCACCAACAACAGACAGGGGUGCAGACUUUUGGCCUUCAGCCGUCAGCUUCUGUCUCACAGUCGCAUCUGGGAGCACCCCCUCAGACUGUUCAGCAUCAUAUGGUUUCCCAUCAGUUCCACCCAGUUUCUGAGAGGAAUCAGGAGUUGCUGAAGGCUCUGACAGAGCAGAACCCCCAGGCGGUUCUACCGCAGGCACAAAUCAAUCUCCCAAGGAGAUCACGCAGGCUCUCCAAGGAAGGUGUCCCACCAGUACCUUCUGGAGAAGGAACGCUGGUCUCCAAGGCAGUUGAGGAUUACCCUGGGAACAUUGUGCCAACCCACCCCUGGCCAUCACAGCAACACCCGGAAGUCCAGUUCCAACCUCAGUCUGAAAUGUUCAGUCACAAAGAAAGUUAUUCGCAACUAAGUAGGGCAGAACUAGAGCGUGGGGAUAUGCCAUCAGGGAGUCAACCGAGCCAGCCUGACAUGGAGAUGAUGGGCAUGUAUGAGAAUGCCCAAGAAGCAGGAAAACAGGUGGCUGCUGCUGAUGGCAUUGGUCCGAGAACAAACGACUUUGGUGCAGUUAGAGGAGGAGUCAUCCAGAGUACCCGAAGGAGACGGCGUAUUUCUCAAGAGGCCAACCUCUUAACUCUGGCUCAGAAAGCUGUCGAGUUGGCUUCUCUUCAGAAUAUCAGGGAACCCGAAAUGUCAGAAGAAAAAAACAAGAGUGAGGCAACAGCUGCUGCACCAAGGAGUGUUGUAGAAUUUGCCAGCUCUUCCCCAGCCUCAAAGAGAGUCCGGGAGGAUAACAGCCAUGUGCCUCUCAUUAUUCCCGUGUCUGUACCAGUGAAGAAGCGGGAUGCUCAAGAUAUCACCAGGGAAAAGGGCGAGGAUGGGAAGCAGCAGCGGUUCCUGGUUAAUGAUCAUGGGGUUGCAGACAGUAAGCCUUCUGUGAUUGUCACCCGGAGGAGGUCCAAUCGUAAUCUGAAUAUGGACUCAUCAGCUCAGCAAGAAGGCGCCGCUCCAAAAGAAGUGGAUGGUUUUGCACGGAAGCCAAAGCAACGACCGAGACCAGAACCUCUCUUCAUACCCCCCAAAGCUGGCACCUUCAUUGCUCCGCCAGUCUAUUCCAAUAUCACACCUUACCAGAGCCACUUGCGUUCACCUGUCCGUCUAGCUGAUCACCCUUCUGAUAGGAACUUUGAGCUACCUCCUUAUACUCCUCCGCCCAUUCUCAGCCCAGUACGAGAGGGCUCAGGACUAUAUUUCCAUGCUUUCCUUUCUGCUACCGGCAGUGCAGUUCCCCCUCCAAUGACGCCAAAAGCUGCGCACAGGACCCUACUCAGAUCUAACAGUACAGAAGCCACCCCACCUGUCCUCUCAGUAAUGGGAGAGUGCACUCCUGUCAGCAUUGAACCGCGGAUCAAUGUGGGGUCUCGGUUUCAAGCUGAAAUCCCACUGCUUCGAGAUCGAUCUCUGGCAGCCUCCGAUGUGGCCAAGGAGCAGUUGGUGUGGCAGCCAUGGGAGGAACUGGAAAAUAAUCCGGCAAUCCAGGAGAAUGUGGACAACCUGAUAACAGCUGCAUGUUCAAGCAUAUUUCCUGGAGGUGGUACCAAUCAAGAGCUGGCAUUUCACUGCUUACAUGAAGCAAAAGGAGACAUCGUGGCUGCUUUGACCAAAAUGCUGCUGAAGAAAUCGGUGCAUUCUCCCAGCCACCCGCUGGUAGAUUACCACUACACUGGGUCAGACAGCUGGAGUGUGGCUGAGAAGAAACACUUCAAUAAGGGAAUUGCUAUCUAUAAGAAAGACUUCUUCCUUGUCCAGAAACUUAUAAAAACCAAGACUGUGGCUCAGUGUGUGGAAUUCUACUAUACUUACAAAAAACAAGUCAAAAUAGGCCGGAAUGGGACUCUCAUCUUUGGGGAUGUUGACACUACUACUGAAAGAGCUGUUAAAGAUGAAGCUGAAGUAGAUAUAAAGAGUUCCCACAGGCUUACACGUACUCUUCCUCCCAGAACAUACAAUGAAGACUAUGAAAACACAGAAGAUGAAGAUCUUGAAGAAGCUGAGGACGUCAUGCCAAUUAAAGAGGAAGCUGUGGAAGGGGAUGAGUUGUAUGGCAAAAGCAGCAAUUUCACACCUUCCAAAUCGACUCCUCUUCGAGAUGUUGAGGAACAAGCUGGUAAUCCUCAUAUAGAAAAACAUCUGGAAUCUGGUGCCCCAGGAAGAACAGAGGUCAGAGGCAGAACUUCAAGAAGGACGAAAGAGACACCUAUUAAAUAUCGGAAGACUUCACCACCAGUGCAAAAGAGAAGGAGAAAACCGAAACCCAAACAAGAAAUGGCCAACAAAACCCAGAAUCAAGAGGAGGAAUUUCCAUGUAAAAAAUGUGGCAGAAUCUUCUACAAGGUGAAAAGUCGGAGCGCUCACAUGAAAAGCCAUGCCGAGCAGGAGAAAAAGGCUGCAGCUCUGAAAUUGCGGGAGAAGGAGGCGGCAGAGGCAGAGGCGGCAGCAGUGGCAGCGGCGGCAGCGACGGCAGCACAAGCACACAGUAGGGCUCAGCAGGAAGAAAGCAGCAACAGUGGGAGCAGUCGUGGGAGCAGUAGCAGCAGUUCAGAUGAAGACGGCGAUGUUUAGCCCAGGACCCCCAAAGGCUGAGAGCCCAGUUCUGACUGCUCCAGCCUUGCUUCUACUUCCUUUCCUUCUUGCUUGAACCGUACUUGGUAAAUUUUUUAAAGGAAAAAAAUAUAUAGUGACCACAAAAAUCUCUAUUUUUAAAAAAAAAAACAUUUUAUGGAUUAUUUUAUUUAUAAAUAACUUUCUGUAUCAACUUAAUGAAUGGAAGUCUGUUUUCCUUCAGCUCCUGAACUUGCCAGGAAUCAUGGCAUAAGCCUUAAAUAUUUUACCCUCUGCUGAGAGAGAAAUUUGUCAAAUGCUCUUGAUAGUAUCUGAAUUACUUCGGGUGUAAAUUCAAGGAGCCACAUAGUGUUCUUCAUAUACUUCUUUCUUUCAUCUCCAAGUUUACUUUCUGGCUUGGAGCUAUUUGUCUCCUUCAUAUAAGAGUUUUUUGUUUCUCCAGCUGGUAGAUAAACCAGAAUCUGUGAGUAACUUCUCUAGGGUGAGUAAAGAGACUAUUGCUUUUAAGAGACAGCUCUUUAAGAGUGGAAAUAUUAUAGUUAGUAUUUGUUUGGAACUACCCCUGUUAUGUUGAGUCAUAUAAAGUUGAUCACGUAUGUCUCCAGAGUUGGCCAAAAGAAUUAGGGAUGAGUUCUGGGAUAUUUCACCUCUGUAGUUCUGUGGUAGAACAAACAACUUUACUUGCACAAGAACCCAUGUAUGAUUUUGGGUUAAUGAGUGAGGCAGAUUUCUGUCCAAAUUAUUAAAAGAGCCACAAUUAUGAGAAAAUCCAUGGCAUUAUUCUGCUGGGAGAUAGCAUUCAUUCAUCAGAGUCCAUUUGCAAUAACCAUUCUUAUUCCAAAUCUUAGCAUGUAGAUCAGGGAUGUCAAACUUGUGUCAUCACGUGACAUAUCAUGACUUUUUUUCCCCCUUUGCUAAACGUGGGCGUGGUAUACAGCUGGUAUUCAGUUUGAUACUAUAGCCCAAUGGAUUAGAUCGGGGUCUCCAACCUUGGCAACUUGAAGUCCACAAGUCUUCAAGUUGCCAAGGUUGGAGACCCCUGGAUUAGAUAACUAGGGGUCCACCAUGAAAGUGCAUUGUUUUUACCUGAAUAGACUUGAGUGCUUAAUUGUCCAUUUGAAUGCUUCAACUGGCUUACAAAAAAAAAGCUAUUUUUUAAAACAGUUAUGAUAUUUAUUCCUUUUUUUAAAAAAAAAAAAGCACGGUUUGCAAAGGUAGACUGAGUAUACUCAAGAUAAUAGAAAUAAGGAUCAUGUGGCAUUGAUUCAUAUGUAUUUGCACCCUCAGGACGACCCUUCUAUUGAGGUAUCUGCCAACUAAAUGACAGUUUCAUUUAGAUGUUUUGCACUGUACCUGGACCCAGAUAUCCGGAGUCAAGAAUACCAAAUGUGCGGGGGGAAAGAAAAGUAUUAAGAAAUGAUGCACCAAGCCAAAUUUAUCUAAGAACUUUGUCCUUCUGUACCAAUCAGCAAGUAUUUGCAAUUAUCUUAAUAAUUACGGACGGUUAGCUUCACAUUGCUACAGUAAAGAGCAACUUUCUGUCUGGCAAUACAAAGAAAAGGAGGGUGCACCAGAAGACAGAAAAAGAAUGCUUAGCAGAUAAAGAUGGGACACCCAAACUGCUGGGUUAUAACUUUCAAAUUCUCAUGUCUGCAGAAAAUUCAGCUGUAAAUGGAAAAGUCCUGAAAAAUAAGUCUUCUAUAGCCACAGGGUCAUGAAAGCAAAGAAUUGCAUUAAUAAUCUGCAGAAGAACCUUUAUUGAAUAAACCAUGCUGGAAUUGCUCUUCAGCAGGGUUUUUUUUCCCCCUAGAACCGGUUCAAGACUCAAGUUUCUAGAAGUUUAUGUAGAAAUGUAUUGAAAAGCUAUAACUUUCCCAGCCACAGAAGAUUGAAAGUCUUUUGGACAAAGGGCAAAUCAGAGUGAUUGCAGCAAGCCAAAGUUGGAUUGCCCCGACAACUAAAUAGCAAUUAAUCCUACCCAGCUGCUGGUUAUAUUCUGCCUGCUGAGUUACAUGAUCAGCAGAAUUUUUUAUGGAGCAACUUUUACCAUAUAAGAUUACUAGUACAGCUACAAGACAUUACAUAUUUCAAAUACUUCUUUUUCAUAGCACACAAAACCAAACCAUUAUCGGAAUAUGCAAAGAAUUAGCAUUUUGAAUGUUGAAAAUAAGUUUCAGCCUUCUUUCUCAACAUGCUAAGCUAGAUGCGUUUCAUGUGGACGAAUGCUGAAAUUGACUAUCCCUUACUUGCAAUCUGAGACAGAAACAAUCCCAGGAGCCGAUCAUGUGAACCUGUUCUUUGAAGAACAGAGCAGGUACUUUGCAUGCAGGAGGCCUCUGUUUGCAUUCAAGAUUAGCCAAUAAGAGAGCUAGGAAGGCAAUCUGUUAGAGGGGAUGUUCUCAGGCCAUUGUUGCAGCUUAAUACUUACUGAGCUAAGUAGACAGUGUAAUGCAGGAGUGUCAAACUCUAUUUCAUUGAGGGCCGCAUAAGGGUUGUGUUUGACCUCAGGUGGGCGUGGCCAAGGUAGGCAUGGCCAGCUUGAUGUCACUUGUGUCAGGGGUGUCUGUGGUGGCCCAAUUACUCAGCCAGUGAAAAUGGGCUCCCGAGCUCUGUUUUCAGCUGUGACCACCCUCUGCCAGUGAAAAUGGAGGGGCCCCCCCAGCUCCAUUUUCACUGGCAGAGGGCAGCAGGAGGCCAUCGUGGCUAAAAACAGAGCCUGGGAGGGCCGCAGGAGGCCCUCCCGAGCUCCAUUUUUGCUGCCAGAGGCACCGUGAGCUGGUCCUUUGCUGUUUCUAGGAUGGCCCCAUGGGCCGGAUCCAGCCCCCAGGCCUUGAGUUUGACAUCCCUGGUGAAAUAGAUUGUACAGGAAUUUUUUUUAAAGGUUCAGGGUCUCAUAAUGCAGAAUAUUUGCCUUUAAACCUUUUUCUCCCUGUAACAUAUGGACAAUGCCAAUCUGCCUCUAAAGUGAAUUCUUCCAACGUGUUUAAAAAGCAGCCUUCAAUUAAAGGUAAUUCCUUUCUUUUUAACCUGCUUCAAAGCUACAAUUAGAGCAUCAAGAAAGUCUCUAUUUACACUAUUUUUGCACAGUGAUGUUCUCCUUCCAGAUCACAAUUUUGCACAAAUUUUAGCUUUUAAUACACAAUAUAAUGAAGUAAAAGCAAUGCAACCAGGCUUUUGACCUCAUUUUCAAAAACGGCUGGUCUCAAUCAUGUUUUCCUUUGUACUUAGACUGUGUGAAUUCCAGCCCAAACAGGAAAAUUAUCUUGUUUAAAUAAUUCACUCGGGAUCUUGAGAAAAGCAACAUUUGCUUUCCCAACCGUUGCUGCCUUGAAAGUCAGCAUUAAAUUUAAUCAAUGUCAUAUGUUAAGAGAAAAUAUAUAUAUUUUUUGGAAUGAACAAAGUAUCCAAAUGGUAUUUUUUAGAAAGAAAAAAGGGAUGUAUGUGGAACAAAUUACAAAAGUAUUUUGUUCCUGGGUGGAACAUGUUCUUCCCAAAUAUAAUUGCUACAAUCCAGCACAGAUGCACUUUGCAAUUCAUUGUGUGGCAUUUUGUAGCUAUUAAAAGACUUAUAAAUAGGAUUCCUUACAAGUGUAUUUAUAUCAGUAAUAAUGCAUCAGUGAACCAAUCCAUCAACUAAUUUUUGUAAUAGAUAGAAUAGAAUAGAAUUUUAUUGGCCAAGUGUGAUUGGACACACAAGGAAGAUUAUAUUCAUGGCAAAUACAUAUGGGAAUAACUUUGGAUGCACUUUGAAAGGCACAAUCCAGUAGUUUGUCACAACUAUCCAGUUCACAUAAAUGGGAAUUCAUUUAGUUUUCAUACUAUAUCAUAAGAUGAAAAAAUUGAUUAAUGUGUUUCUUUAGGCCACAGUAAAACUGACUUGCCUAUACUGCUGUUUCCCUCCUCUCCCUUUUUUUUUAAAUAGAGCAUGUACUUGGACAGGGAAGGAAUGCAUUUAUGCAAAUAUAGCAAGCAGUCUGAUGGGGAGUUAAGCGAUAAAAGCAAGGAAAUGCUGCCUACUUCCUCUUUUCUGAAGCUGGGCAGAAGCAGAAAUGGUAGUCUAGACCAGGGGUCUCCAACCUUGGCAACUGUGGACUUCAACUCCCAGAAUUCCUCAGCCAGCUAACUGAGGAACUCUGGGAGUUGAAGUCCUCAAAUCUUAAAGUUGCCAAGGUUGGAGACCUCGGUCUAGAUAGAAUAUGUUCUAGAAUCAAUCUACAGCUGAUGAGCAGGAAGGUCAUGUCCUGACCGGAGAUUUAUUUCAGUGGUCAUGGCACUGUGCUGAAGAUUUAUAUAUAUGUACGUUAAACACAUCUGUGAUUUCGAGGUGUGUGCUUACACUAAAGGUGUGCCUGAAUUGAAGUCUCAUUAUAGAACCAGCUUGUUUCAACAGUGGGUAGAGUCACCAGUGGCAUGUUAAUUGCUGGGUGCAAUAUAGUAGCUCUAAAACUUUAAUUGAUCUCAUAAUAAUUGGUCCGGAUAUUGGAUCUCCUCUUCUUCUUGAUUACUUUUGUAGUCCAAAUGUAUUUUCCACUUUCUUUCUACAUUUACUAAUCUGGAAUAUCCCAUUUCUGAUUAUUAGCCAGUACAUAAAACUCAUUAGUUUUCUUAUACCUAGGUAACUUUAAGUGAGAGAACCUUUAUAAAUCCCCAGAUCUUCAUUUUGCACAAUGUUACCUGUCCAUUCUUCCUCAGAUAUUUUCAUAUUAAUAAACUUCCCUGUUAUGGAGAGAUCUUUUUCUCACUAAAGAUGGUAGAUGGUUCAGACAUUGCAUUAAAUUCACAGUUGCUUUGGUUAGGCAAUUGAGUGGCAUAUACAUUUAAUCAAUAAAAUGUUUAUUUUAAAUACAAUUGUUUAAACACAACAAGUUAAAAUUAGCCUUGUAAAGGAGCAAAGAAUUAUUCAUCUAAUUCUUGAUUUAUUUCUUCUUCAUUUUAUUGUUUUCUUGUCCUAUAACUUCAUGAAAUGCUUAAAAGAAUACACAAAUAAACCAGGGUGUGUCAGGAAAUCACACAUAAACCAUGCAUGAUUAUUUACGCAUCACAGUUCUUAGGUUGCUACUUGUAAGUAAAUAAUCAUAUCAUAGUUUUAAUGCGAUGUGCGAGAUCAGCAGCUAUAUGCAAACCUACCUUAGAUUCUUACGAUAAAUGUAUAUGAAUAAACAUGGCUUGAAUUUAUUUUUCUUCCUGCUCAUAAUGCAAAAUGUAUGGCACUUAAGACACUGAAUACUCUGUUACUCAGCUGCAGCUGAUAUACCUAUUAUGAAAUAACUUUAUAUUGCAGGUGUAAUCAACAUUAAUGGAAGAAUACUUCAUUUUGAAACUCUUUGAUAUGGUAGAUGCUGUACUUUCCCAAUACAUUGCAAUUACUUUACAUCAGGCACAACUAUAUUAAAGGUUCUGACAGUGAUUGAUAAUGCUGCAAAAAGGGAGUUGGAAGCCGUUAAUAUAUGCGUUUGUUUUCUAUGAUUGCUACAUUUGCAAAUGAACAAUUGUUAGUAAUACACAUCUGGAUAAUCUCAUUUAGAAGCUAUGGACUUAAAUUCAGUGGACUUCUAGUGAUCUAAUCCAUGCAGUUUUCUUGGCAGAUACCAAAGUGAUUUUAUAUUCCCAUCUUCUGGAAUGCUAGUUCAACAUUCCAGUCCAGUAUUAACUAUGAUCAACCUUGCUUAGAUUUGGAGAUCAACAAAGAUUAGCUAGGGGUGAGGUUCUUCUGUUCUCCUUGAGACUUCUGAGUGGACAUGCAUUGCCCAUCCAUUGAGCGUAAGAUAGUUGAAGAUGCCAAUUAAAGUUCCUUUAGUCAUCAGUCAUCUUUAAAACUAGUUUUAAUUAGGCUGUACCUCCCUUUGCAUAAUUACUAAAUCUCUGAUGUAGUUGGAGAACUGCAAUUCAACAUUUUGCUUGCUUUACUCAUAUAUUCUGACCCGUUUUCUUUUUUGCUUUAUGCUUGCCAGAAGAGUGUGGAAUAAUGUACCACUCAUGUCUGGAAAAUGUUGUUUCUUCCCUUAGCCCAAUUUAUAAAUGUUUGCAUCCCAAUACUUCCCAGUGUGCCUCUACUCUCUUCUCAUAUAUAUGGCCGCCUGCUGUGACUCACUGACUCACAUUUUUUUCCAAAGAAAUGGAAGCUGCACAAAUGCUUCUCCCCUCCCACCCCCAAUCAAUGAUAAUUUUAAUCCCAUGUAUGCUACCAUGUAUGUUACUGAAUUCUUCCAGAGCCAAGUUUGGUGGUCAUUUCAGGGAACUAUUCAGGAUUUCCUGCCCAAAUUGUAUAGAAAUGUGUAAAGUUUGAGACAGGUUGUGGCCCUAAUCUCCAGCUGCUUACAUUUCUUUUUUGUCUCUCUCCUUUCCUUUUUGGAAUGUGAGAUUUUAUAUCAACAGCUGAAGCUAUAAAAAUCCCCCACCUGCUUGUAUUCAGAUAAAUUUCUGCGAGACUGUGUAUAUAUGUAUGUAUGUAUGUA